Messenger RNA from Octopus sinensis (East Asian common octopus), 2319 nucleotides. RefSeq names its product large subunit GTPase 1 homolog. The record is from RefSeq and is a predicted model, not a curated record. Gene Ontology annotation, molecular function: GTP binding; GTPase activity. The transcript is spliced from 15 exons. Bases 98 to 2263 code for a protein of 721 amino acids. Gene Ontology annotation, biological process: ribosomal subunit export from nucleus. NCBI's taxonomy places the organism in Eukaryota, Metazoa, Mollusca, Cephalopoda, Octopoda, Octopodidae. Gene Ontology annotation, cellular component: cytosol.
CUGUAGAGUUAUCCACUCUUCGUUAAUCAAUUUCUUCUCCUCGUGUUUUUGCCAGAAGAAAAAAAGGCUUUAAUUGAUGUGAUUUUAUUGUUUAAUAAUGGGCAAGAACGACAAGGGCCAAGUUCUUGGUCGUAGUAUUAUCAAGGAAAGAUUCGCUAAGAAGAAACACGGAGGACAGAAAUGUUUUGUACAUACAAGUGAACUGAACGAUGGCUAUGAGUGGGGCCGGCUCAACCUUGCAUCUGUUACUGAACAGAGUAACCUGGAAGACUUCCUUGCCACUGCAGAAUUAGCAGGCACAGAGUUUACUGCUGAAAAACUUAAUGUAAAAUUUAUUGACCGCCCAAAUGACAGUGGUUUGCCAAGUGCAGAUGAACUGAAGCUUGUGAAAGCAGUCCAAGACAAAAAUAAAGAAUUGCUACGAAUUCCUCGAAGGCCUGACUGGGAUUCCAACACAACACCUGAAGAACUUGCUGCCAAGGAACGAGAACUCUUUCUUCUGUGGAGGAAGAGUCUGUCUUUGUUACAAGCAGAAGACCAUGUUACAUUGACUCCGUACGAAAAAAAUCUGGACUUCUGGAGACAACUUUGGCGUGUUCUUGAACGAAGUGAUGUGAUUGUGCAGAUUGUAGAUGCAAGAAACCCUUUACUGUUUCGCUGCCAAGAUGUUGAGAAAUACGUCCAUGAGAUAGAUUCUACCAAAGUCAAUGUUAUUCUAAUCAACAAAGCUGAUUUCUUGACAGAGAAACAGAGGCAAUAUUGGGCCAAGUACUUCUCUGCUGAAGGAGUCAGGGUUGCUUUUUGGUCAGCCAUAGAAGAAACUAAGAAACAUCAACAGAUGUCCAAGACACAGGAACAAGAAAGGUCAGAUAUUCCUGAAGAGUUGAAAAAAUUGGCAGAAAGUGUACAAGAAAAUGCUGCUGUUGAAGAAGAUGCUGUUGCCAGUCCUAACAAUUCUACAGUUAAAGAUGAUGAGAAAGAUGGCAAUGAUGCUGAUAACCAUGUGGGUGAUUCAGUCAAAGAUCUUGGCAGUUCCUCAGCAGCUGAACCUGAUCAAGCUGUUGUGCCUGAAUCCACGACCACUGACAUCAAGUCUGUAGAAUUGGCCCCGGAGAGUCACAGUUCAUGCCAUGAAAUGCAGUCAAAGACGAAAAGCGGUGUUGAAGAAAUGAUGAGUACUUUGUGCCUCUCUCCUCCCGAUUCUCAAGAAGGCAGCUCAGUUGAGAAAGACAGUGUGAAUACGGACUGUGAAGGAAAAGAAAAUGAAGACGACAAAGAUGGUGAUGAUGAGGAUGAGGAAGAUAGCCACCAGGUAAUAACAGAUGCACAGGAUACAAAGACUACUGCUCCAUCACAAACCUGUGCCAUAGAGAACUCAGCCGAAGUGCUGGACACACACAAGCUGCUAGAAUUUCUGAAAUCCCUUCAUGUCGGUCCAACAUAUCAACCAGGUGUAACAACCUUAGGAAUGGUUGGUUUCCCGAAUGUCGGUAAAAGUUCCACCAUCAACGCCAUACUUCAAACUAAGAAGGUCCCAGUUUCUGCUACUCCAGGACGUACCAAACAUUUUCAGACGCUGUUUGUUGAUAAAAGUGUGAUGCUGUGUGAUUGUCCAGGGCUUGUCUUUCCUUCAUUCGUUUCAACUAAAGCUGACUUGAUUAUCAAUGGAAUAUUACCGAUUGAUCAGUUGCGAGACCAUGUCCCACCUGUCUCUUUGGUCUGCCAGCAAAUUCCGAGGACAAUUCUUGAAGACAUCUAUGGUAUUAUGAUACCUAAACCCGACGAAUACGAUGACCCAGAUCGUCCACCCACAGCCUUAGAACUUCUCAAUGCUUAUGGCUACAUGCGUGGCUUCAUGACUCCAAGUAGUGUCCCAGAUUGUCCAAGAUCUUCUCGUUAUAUUCUUAAGGAUUACGUCAAUGGAAAGCUGUUGUACUGUCAUCCCCCUCCUGGGGUCUUAGCUGAAGAUUUCAGCGAUGCUCUGGAGACAUAUUCCAAAAAAGUGAAGAAGGAAACUUCUGAAAACUCGCAGCUGAGACAUUCUCGUCAAAAGAUGCUUGAUUCCUCUUUUUUCUCUAAUAAUUCUGCAAGCUAUGUAUAUUCAAAGGGCAAGAGAGGAGUCAAAGGUUAUGCACGACUAGAUGGACUGAAGCAGGUUGGCUUGUCAGAUGGUGACCCAAACAAGAAACCAGGCAAGAAGCACUACAAUAAGAACAAGAAAGAGAAACUGAGGCGGGUGUAUCACCACCUGGAUGAACACUGAGGUCUUGCCAAGAGGAAAUGUUAUUAGUGUGAGAAAUAGAUGCAUUAUAUGUACAA